Messenger RNA from Musca domestica (house fly), 3213 nucleotides. RefSeq names its product actin-binding protein WASF2 (gene SCAR). NCBI's taxonomy places the organism in Eukaryota, Metazoa, Arthropoda, Insecta, Diptera, Muscidae. Gene Ontology annotation, molecular function: Arp2/3 complex binding; actin binding; protein kinase A regulatory subunit binding. The transcript has 7 exons. The record is from RefSeq and is a predicted model, not a curated record. Gene Ontology annotation, biological process: actin cytoskeleton organization; positive regulation of Arp2/3 complex-mediated actin nucleation. Gene Ontology annotation, cellular component: SCAR complex; cytoskeleton. Bases 912 to 3146 code for a protein of 744 amino acids.
CUCACGCCUUUUUCUGCAAACGAAAAUCAAUGUCUCUGGACGAACGUCGUCGGCAUAAAGUUGGUAUAAAUUUUUCUCCCAUGAGUAUGUUUUCUGGAUAAAUUGAGAUAAAUACCCCCAUGGAAAUGAUAAAAUAUUCCAUUUAAAGUGUAGAAAAAUAUAUAAAAGAAAACAACAAUAAGAUAAAAAUAGUUUUAAGCGAAAAUUGAAGUUAGUGUGCUGGCUAUCCGGGAAAACAAAGAUAUACAAGGUUCGGUUCGAAAUAAAUGAAUAAAGAAAAAAAUCAACAGAAGUGAAGGCGGGGGCAAUAAUAAGAUGAGGAGAUCAAAUAAUCGAUGAUGAAGUACUACACGACGAAUGAAGAGAAGAUGGAGAAAAAAGUAAUAAAAUGUGAACACAACAUACACAGCAACAACGACACAGCAAAAUAAAAUACGUGCAAAGUUUUUUUUGUCUUACGACUUCUAUCUACUCCCCAUCUGAAUAAAGUGUGAAUAAUAUUAUUAAAUCAAGAAAAAAUAUGUGAAUUUGUUUGUUAAUGUGGUAUUAAAACUAAAUGACGAAAGAAGAAGAAAAAGAAUAGAUAAAAAUUCAAGACAAAGUCCUGUGUGAAUGAAUGUUGUUUUGACCUAAAAGUAGUGGUGUUUUAAAGAUUUGAAUGUGAAAGAUAAAAAAUUUUCCAAUUGGCUUCCAUCGUUAAAGUACACAUCAAUUGAAAGAGGGUGCCGCCGACAACAUAAAAACUACCAGGAGUAAUCGUUUUAAUCAUUCACCAGUGUUUUUUAAAAACACCCAAGAAAAAGAAGAUCAAUUAAUGUUUGACCGAAAUUGAAAAAUCGAAAACCCGACGCCCAACAUCUUCCUCUUUGAAUCCGUACGCUCAAUCAUCGCAUUGAGAUUCAAACAACAAAAUGCCACUGCCCAAACGUUCAAUUGAGCCGGUGCAUGUGGCCCGUUCUGUCUAUCAGCAGGAUGAAUUGCAAUCGGUGGAAUUGGAAACGGUGACAAACACAACGCUGACCAAUAUUAUACGUCAGCUAUCGUCACUUUCGAAACAUGCCGAAGAUGUGUUCGGUGAGCUGGCCCGCGAUGUCGGCAACAUUGGUGAUCGUGCAAAUUCACUGCAGGCUCGUAUCGAUCGACUGGCCAUUAAGGUUACCCAGCUGGAUAGUACCGUCGAAGAGGUUCCCCUAACCGAUAUAACACGGAAGAAAGCUUUUAAAUCUGCCAAAAAUUUCGAUCAACAAAUAUUCUCACGAGCCACAAUGCCGGCACCCAUGCUCGAAACCUAUGCACAAUGUGAUAAACCACCACCGCUGGAUAAACUCAACAUCUAUCGGGAUGAUGGCAAGGAUGGUCUUAAAUUCUACACAGAUCCGAAUUACUUCUUUGAGCUGUGGCGUCAGGAAAUGCUAAAGGAUACGGAACGUGUUAUGCACGAUAAGGGCAAGAAAAUGCACAAGCCGCGGCAGGAUGGUGGUGCCAGUGGACGUGGUCACAAGAAGAGGGUGCGGACGCCGCACAAUACACGAGAGAAACAACGACAAAUUGCUAUUGGUCAUGGGGAGACUUUAAUGCCAAAUAAUGUUAUUUAUCGUACCCCGAAUUCGGUGGUCAACGAGGAGGCUGGUUAUGGCACACAACUUGUUGAAAUCCAAACUACUGUCCCAAUGACAGCAGAUAGUGAGAGUACAACACUACAACAACAACAACAGCAACACCAAGAAGACAAACAACUACAACAGCUUCUACUGUUACUGCAACAACAAGAAGAAGAACACGAUCAAACAGAAGGUGAUGGUGGUGGUGAUGGUGAUAUAUUUUUCUUGAAACGCAAUCGUCGUCGUCACAAAAAUCGUCAAUAUUUUGUGGUCAGCAACACGAGUGACAACAACGGCAGCAACUUUGAUGAAUUUACAUGUAUGGGCAUUUACGAUACACGACCUCCAAGGCCAAACUCUAUCGAAUUACGACGCAGUUAUCAAUCGGAGCAAAUUGAUGGUGUUUACGGUCCCCUGUCACCACAGACGGCUGGCCAGAUGAUGGCAAAUGCCCAGGGUGGUGGUAGUCAGUAUGCCACCACAGGAUAUGCCGCCAACGGUAUGCAUCCGUCACAACAAAUGCUACACCAACAACAGGCUGGUAUGCAGCAACAGCAUGCCCAUGCCCAGCAAAUGUAUGAAGAUGCCUUAUACCAUCAGUCACAAGGUUUAUAUGGCCAGACAGGACAGGGCGGCGGACCGAUGUCACCCGAACCAAUCUACGCGCCCGGUACACCAUCACGCACUAAACCACGACCAUCGGUACCACCGCCAGCACCACCUGGCAGUAAUGGUGGCACACCAACAGCAUCGAAUGCCAAUACACCAACAAGGGGUCGCAGUAUGUCAACAAGCCGUGAUGCUCUACCGCCGCCACCACCCAUACCCGACGGUAUGGUCAACACGAACUCACCGUCACAAAUGUUGGCGGCCAUGAACGGCGCUGUUCCCGGUGCCAGUGGUCAUAUUGCAGCGAAAAUAUUGGCACGUACCAAUAGCACUUCGAGAGCUGGCUCUCCUCAAUUGGCACCAAACAAUAGUGUGCAAGAUGCUAAUGCCAUGGUCAUGGCUCAAUUAAAUAACACAAUUAACAGUUUCAAUACAAUGAGUUUGGGUGGUGGUGGUCAAAUGAAUUCACUGAACGAUUUGCCUCCACCACCGCCGGUGCCAGAUCAGGGCUACUAUGGUGUAUCAAAGCAUGAACCAAAGUUAUCACCACCUAAUUCUGCGCCACCACCGCCGCCUCCACCACCUCCACUAGAUGAAAAUGGUACAUCACCCAUACAGACCCAAGCACCACAUCAAAUUAUGCCAAAACCUUUGCCUAAUGGUGAUAUACAAUCGAAUGGUCUUAAACAUAUACCCAAGAAAAUAUUACCACCAUUCCAUGAUACGCGAUCGGAUCUAAUGAAAUCUAUACGUGAUGGCAUUACACUGCGUAAAGUUGAGAAAUCGGAACAAAAAGAAAUUGAACGUAGCACCGGUCUACAUGAUGUUGCCUCCAUAUUGGCCCGACGUGUUGCAAUUGAACUAUCCGAAUCGGAAGAAUCGGAAUCGGAUGAUGACAGUGAAGGUUGGAUGGAACCAAACGAGACUUCUGCUUGAUCCCUUAUGUCUUCUUUAAUACCUGAAAAAAUCAAAAAGAAAAAGUAAACGAAAUAAUUAAAAAUAA